Molecule: messenger RNA, 2305 nt
Organism: Dicentrarchus labrax (European seabass)
Lineage: Eukaryota; Metazoa; Chordata; Actinopteri; Moronidae
Gene: edaradd
Product: EDAR-associated death domain
Exons: 6
Coding region: 128-781 (217 amino acids)
Biological process (GO): signal transduction
Molecular function (GO): protein binding
Source: RefSeq, a predicted model, not a curated record
CUGAGCCGCCGCCACCGGGCUGGCAUUAGCGCUUUCUCUGAGCUCCGUGUGAAGGAUUACCGUCUCUUUUUGAUCUGUUAACGUUACAUAGACAGUUUGUAUCAAUCAUACUCAUACAUUUCCCUGCAUGGGAGACUCCACAACUUCUAAAAUGAGUAGUUUGAGGGCGUAUAAGGAGCCUUUUGACAGAACCAGCUCUGAACCUGUGGAGGACACAGACACCACCAGCUUUGAAAUUUCCUUGGAGGCCAAUUAUCCAGUGCAGGUGACAGAUCCCCAUGAUGCUGUGACACUCCACCUAAGCUCAAUGCCGUCUGGAUACCCCUCCUCAGACAGAAUAAGACAGCCGGUUGAAGAUGUCGAAUGCCUGUGCCCAACAUCAAUUUCACCAGACUACCCCAAAGAACUGCAGUUACUUAACAGCCCCUGUGAAAAAUGCUGCUGCCCAGCCCCUCCUCCCAAGAUUAGUGACCUCAUGAAUGACAAAGAUCUCCUGGACUUACUGCGGCUCAAACUGGACCCAAACCACUGCACCAUCAAAAACUGGAAGAACUUUGCGAGUCGCUGGGGGAUGAGCUACGAUGAACUGACCCUGCUGGAGCACCGGACGCAGGGCUCCUUGUCCCACAGCCCCACCCAGGAGUUCCUGCUGCGCUACAACCAGAAGACGGUCACUGAGCUCACUGAACUUUGCCGCAUCUACCAGCGCAUUGAUGUGCUGCGACUGCUGCAGAGCUGGAUAGAGAAGGACUGGCCGUCACGCUGGCAACAGACUCUUUAACAAGUUUGACUCACUGUAUAUUUAUCCCGUCUCUUUUUUGUCUUCUGUCAGGGUUGUACUUGUUAGGGAUUUCUCCUUCUUCACAUUUUACCAACAUUUUAUCAUUAGUAACUAGUGUUUAAGAAGUGCUUUUUUUUUACCUUUAUUAGACACAGUGAGGCAGGCAGACAGGAAAUGGACGAAGAGAAAGGGGCAUGACAUGAAACAAAGGUUGUUAAGCCCCCAUGAAGAGUGCUGGGCUUUUAUUAUUUUACAUAGUGGCUGUGUAAUCACAGCAAUACCAUCCGUCACAUUAUGCACACUGGCCCAAAAAUACUUUUUCCUAUAGGGUUACAUUGUGGCUGUAAACCAGUGGAUAAAUUGUUUUCACAACCCCUGCAAAAUGACUCUAUGUCACUAUCAGAGUGUGAUUCAUUCAGUUCAAUAGCAUUUGGAAAGUCUAGAAGACCCGCACAAUUUUAUCCCUGUUCAAGUUAGCAGAGAAUCAGCUCGGAAGUCUCUAGUGUGCUUGCCCCACAAUACAGAAGCAAAAUUUUAUACUGGGAAAUCAAACUUCUUUGUCUUAAUGCAUCACUUAGCAACUUCCAUAAGAAUAAACAGAGCUCAAUCUCCAACAAUGUAUCUAGUACUCCUUUAACACAUCCAUUGGGAUGGAGUCAAACCAAAGAUGAUGUGGAUCUGGCAUGUAAUGUAACCAUUUGGCUACCAAGGCACUCCAGCAAAUGAUCUUAAGAAAAAGAUAAAACAAUGACCAAUAAGUGAAAAGUGAAGCAUCACUGUGUGCUUCAUGAAUCACAGGAUUUAAUUGAUUUCACAUUUGUGGUUUGUUUAGAUAGAUUGUCAAGAAAUUUUUAUUAUUUUAUACUUUGGUUUAUGACCAAAUAACUGAAAAACUGACAUGCCCAUCAUCCUUAGCUGUACUUUGUGUUCAGUGUUAAUAAGCAAAUAUUAACAUGCUAACAUGCUAAAUUAAGAUGGUGAACACUGAACCUGCUAUAUAUUAGUAAUGUUAUUUGCAUUAUAUGCAUUACAUGCAUGUUAGCAUGCUGACAUUGGCGUUAGUAUAGCAUCACUGAGCCAUGACUGUAGGCUCUUAGUCUUGUUAAUGUGCAUCUGACUCCAUAUGUCUGGAUAACAAGCAAAGCACAAAGGCAAUGGCAGAAUAUUUAUUUAUUAAAUAUUUUGUCUUAUUUUUGGAAAUAAUACUAAUAAACAUGUCAGCAGGAUGAGUGUCACAUCUUUUGAGUAAUAAUCACAUUGGCUGUGUCUUAAUGACUAUGAGCCAUGUGGGAAAUAUCACAGCAAAUGAUAGUGAGAUUUUAACAACUAAAGUAAUUGUUAAAUAGAAAACCCCUUAAUUUAGUCCAACAGACCUAAAUAUUUUCUACAAAAAAACAAACUAAAACUUUUAAUGCUCACAUUCCUAUUUUUGGUCAAUUAAUUCUCUGUUUUUUUACAUACUGGAUUUCUUUUUUAUUAUACUUCCUUUCUCAGUAUGAAAUAAACACAUCCAUCUCUAUAAAA